CUUUCCCAGUUCACACCCUACAUAUUUCCAAUUUACGUCGAAUUUCAAAUCAGUCAUGCCCCUCACAACAAGCCAGAAGAAGAGAAAAGUCCUUGAGGGACUCCAGGGCAAAACUGGCCGUCCGAACAAAAAAUUCAGGAAGCAGCGCGAGUACCACAGCAGCUCGGACGAGGCCGACGAUGAGCCCACCGAUUUCAAAGCAGUCAAUCUGGCAGAUUCCGAUGAGGAGGAGGAGGAGGAGGAGGAGGUAGAGGUGAAGCCGAAGAAGGUGCAGAAAAUCCAAGUCACCAAGGCUGUUGCGGAAAGCGAUGACGACGAGGAGGAGGAAAAUGGAUCGGACUCUUCUGUCUCAUCCGAUGCAGACGACGACGAGUAUGAUAUCGAUUCCGACGAUUCUUCACCGACUACAACAACAGGUCAGAGGACAGUCUCGAAAAGAAACGACCCUUCUGCUUUCUCGACCUCUAUUUCGAAAAUUCUUGCUACGAAAUUACCGACCUCUGCCCGUGCGGACCCUGUGUUGUCGCGCAGUAAGGUGGCUACGCAGACCACUGCUGAGCUCGCGGAUGAGAAGUUAGACCACCAGGCUCGGGCUAAGCUACGUGCAGAGAAGAAGGAGGAGCUAGAUCGGGGUCGGGUUCGUGACGUUCGUGGAAUCGCGACCGGACAGGCGGGUGCCGUGGCGGAAGAGGAGAAGCGACUGCGCAAGAUUGCUCAGCGCGGUGUGGUGAAAUUGUUCAAUGCUGUCCGCGCGGCGCAGGUUCGCGGUGAGGAAGCCGCGAAAGAGGAAAGGAAGAAGGGCACAAUCGGAAUCGGCGAGCGAGAAAAGGCCGUCAACCAGGUCAGCAAGCAGGGAUUUUUGGAAUUAAUCAACGGCAAGAAGGGGAAGCCGCUGAACAUCGAAGAGGCUUGAUUGUUUUUGUUUUUUUUUUUUUCUUCCUAUCAACUUGUGCACAGGAUUGGAACAUAUCCCCGGCGUUUCAAGGUAUCAUUGGAGUCAAAAGUUAUGUACAGUUAGCUUACUAGAUCGGUUUCCUGCCAACAAAUGAAUGGAGAUCGCGAAUACCCAAUAAUGCACUAUGUCUAUGAUAUUUGCAACCCCAUUGCUCAUUGGCAGUUGCCUGUGCACAGUAAU
This is a messenger RNA of Aspergillus ochraceoroseus IBT 24754, 1135 nucleotides long. RefSeq names its product rRNA-processing protein RRP15. Bases 56 to 913 code for a protein of 285 amino acids. The record is from RefSeq and is a predicted model, not a curated record. NCBI's taxonomy places the organism in Eukaryota, Fungi, Ascomycota, Eurotiomycetes, Eurotiales, Aspergillaceae. Gene Ontology annotation, biological process: maturation of LSU-rRNA; maturation of 5.8S rRNA. The transcript has a single exon. Gene Ontology annotation, cellular component: preribosome, large subunit precursor.